Ooceraea biroi (clonal raider ant) is the source of this 4279-nucleotide messenger RNA. RefSeq names its product Golgi phosphoprotein 3 homolog sauron (gene sau). NCBI's taxonomy places the organism in Eukaryota, Metazoa, Arthropoda, Insecta, Hymenoptera, Formicidae. Gene Ontology annotation, cellular component: cytosol; Golgi cisterna; trans-Golgi network. Gene Ontology annotation, biological process: retrograde vesicle-mediated transport, Golgi to endoplasmic reticulum; Golgi to plasma membrane protein transport; Golgi vesicle budding. Gene Ontology annotation, molecular function: phosphatidylinositol-4-phosphate binding. The record is from RefSeq and is a predicted model, not a curated record.
GAAUAUUUGUUAUUAUUUUCUAAUACUUUUUUUCAUCUAUUGGACAGCUGACGAAUAUUCUUUCUAAAAAAAAGAAAGUAAAUAAAGACUAACUUUUUCAAAAAAAAGCAUCUCGAAUUAAUUUGCAUGCCUAAUUUGCUGGAAAUCGCUCUAGGUGUGCCGAAAGAUGUAGAAUAUAUUUCUAUUCUUGCAAUGGCAAUUUUAUUCUCGAACGCUAUUAGCGCUUCAAGUAGACGAGGAAUAUAAAAACUCUUGACUGUCAUUUGCGUUUAUCUGCCUAUGUGCACCACUUGUUGCAGAGAUCUACACUACCGAUACUUAGUACAUAUCGCAUGAAACGGAACUAGAAAUCAUAAAUGCAGUAUGUUACUCAUUGGAAAAAUUCAUUGAUCGGUUAGUUCGGUAGCGACAUUUUAUGUAUACAAAGGUAUCUGAAAAAAAAUUUGAUUGCACUUGAAUCGCAUUCGUGACUCGUUCGCUUUCGGACUUUCGGUAUCUCUCGGAUACCGCUUGCGGCUAUUACAGCGUCGUGACGUUUGUCGCGUAUUUUAUUUCUUUUCUCUGACUGCAUGACACAAAUGACACGCAGCGGUACGCGUACUAAGCUCCAAUGAUUUGUGGAAACGUUCAAACGUUACUUUGAAUCCGCACGUGAUUUUACACAGAUUAAAGCGAGCCAGCCGCGAGGCGCGACGUGAUCGUUCGGUGCAAGUUGGUAGAAGCGCUAGCCAACAGGAUCGACAACUCGAUAAGCUCGGCUGAAACAACAACGAAACCUCAAUCGUUUACCCUUCGCGGUCUCUCGCGAGUCUCGCGAGUCUCGCUGAUCUCGCAUCGUCCUCGCGUCGUCCUCGCGUCGUCCUCGCGUCGUCCUCGCGUGUGGAAUCAACUGCCGUACUGCGCUUGAUCACUGGCCGUUUCGUUUCGUGGCGUACGUAUCGUGCGAUUCGUGCGUCGUACACGUUCGCCACGGAUAAACGCGAGCGGCGAGAGUCGACGAGAUAGCGACGAAAGGUGGAACGAACGCAGCCUGGCCAUCUUGGAAAAGACAUGUCGUUUUGGGAGAAACGUCAACCGCACGGUGUUCACCGCGUGAUAGGUGUUUCCAUUAGCUCGCAAUAACGAUCCUGGUAGAUUGCUGUCGACUGGUCGCAGGUCUCAUUUCGGAGGUGACACAGUGGCGUAUCUGCUGACGCCGGUGUUCCCAAGUGCUGGUGACUCGUCGCAACGGUGCACGAUGAAUCGCGGUGACGGGUUGGUGCAGCGGCGACGCGUGGUCAACAAUAGCAGCAACAGCAGUGGCGGCGGAGGUGGCGGAGGUAGCGGACUCGGUCAGGAUGGCUCAAACACUGAUCUCGCUGGCCACAACGACAAACUGUCUGGCCAAAGUCUCGACACGGACUGCUCGUCCCAAAAGGAUCUCAACUGCAAUCCCACCAUCGAUGAGGAUUCGGACAAGGAAACGCGCCUGACUCUUAUGGAGGAGGUACUGCUGCUGGGCUUGAAGGACAAAGAGGGCUACACGUCGUUUUGGAACGAUUGCAUAAGUUCCGGAUUGAGAGGGUGUAUCUUGGCAGAGCUUGGCUUCCGAGGUAGAGUAGAACUUGAGAAAGCUGGGAUGCGGAAGAAGAGUUUGCUGGCGAGGAAGCUCCUCUUGAAGAACGAUGCGCCCACCGGAGACGUGUUGUUGGAUGAGGCUUUGAAACAUUUAAAGGACACGGAUCCGCCUGAGACCGUGCCAAGUUGGAUAGAGUACCUUAGCGGAGAAACAUGGAAUCCCUUAAAGUUGAGAUACCAGCUCAAAAAUGUCAGAGAACGGCUAGCAAAGAAUCUUGUCGAGAAGGGUGUCUUGACCACGGAGAAACAAAAUUUUUUAUUAUUUGAUAUGACUACUCAUCCGCUCACGGACAACCUUGCCAAAAGCCGUCUUGUAAAAAAGAUCCAAGAAGCUGUGUUAGGCCGUUGGGUGAAUGAUGCUGCUCGCAUGGACAGACGAACAUUAGCAUUAGUUAUUUUAGCUCACGCAGCUGAUGUACUAGAAAAUGCAUUUGCGCCGUUAUCUGACGACGAUUACGAAGUAGCGAUGCGAAGAGUACGAACAUUGUUAGACCUCGAUUUUGAAGUGGAAGCCGCUAAACGUAACGCAAAUCCGGUACUUUGGGCUGUAUUCGCUGCAUUCACCAAGUAACAUUCACUUCAUAAAUUACACGGGUACCGAAUAAAUAUCAGAUACUGAAUAAGAAUGUGAAUAAUUGAAUUACAAACUUUGCAUGUAUUUUAAUUGUAUUAUUAUUAUUAUUAUGCAAAAUAGAAUCAUUGUUACAUGAUGAGAUCAUUCAGACCAAAUAAUCUGUAUCGAAUUACAUAGGGAACUCUUUUAGAAGAUUACACAUUUCCAUGAUUGUUAUAUUUAAUAUAUUUGAUAGUUGAAUGACACAAACAUUAUGUAUAAAUAUUAAGUAACAACUCUCCGGAAGUACUCUAUAAAUGUAUAAUACAUCCUGUAUGCUGUAAUACUAUUUCAUAUUUUAUAUUUCGAGAAAAACAUUUAUACUUUUUGCUUAGUAUCCACGUGUGUUUGUGGAUGAACAUUCAUAAACGUAAUAUGGGAAAAUUAUGCAUGGUGCCUCGAAGCGAUUGCUGGGUGACAAUGUCGAAGCAAUUUAAAAAUUAUAUUCUUACGUUCUUAGCCAUAAUACUUUAUAGAUAAAUGUACAUAUAUUAUUUUAAAUUUUUAUUCUUAAUAUGCCACACACACACACACACACACACACUUCUUUUCACGUUAUAAUAUGACUAUAUCUACAGGAGAAUUAUUUUCAUUAAACUACUAAAUCGUAUUCUCUUAAAUAUUAUACACACACACACACACACACACACGUUUGAUUAAUAUUGUAUAUUUAUCUUAAAUCUUUUUCCUCGAAAAUUUCUAGAUACUUUUUUAAUUAUUAAUUAUUCUGUUUUUGUUAUGUGAAUAAUGUUAGAAUACAUAUACUAUUUUAUGGGAAUUUUGUUCGCAAAUCUUGUGUAAUAAUCUUGGAUAAAGUGCCACAUUUCUGAUAAUCAUUUGGAUGUUAUAAAUAACCUAGGAAAUUCUUUGCACCAUUUCUGUAUAAGUGUUCACUUUAUAUAUAUAUAAUAAUCUUGUUGCAAUGUCUCCCUGUAAAAAUAUUAUAUUAACAUUAACAGUAUUACCACGUGGCGAUUAAGUACACAAAUUUAAAACAAGGAAAUAACAGAUUACUUAUUAUCAAUAAACGACAUGUUUACAUUACAAAAUUCUACAAAUAAACAGUAAUUUAUCAUAAUCUAUAAUGGUAAUCGAAUACGAACCUAGCCUAUAUAUCUAAUAUAGAAAAUCGUUCUCGAAAACUAUAUUAAUAUUGAUUAAUAUUGAUUACUAUUGAUGAUAGCAAUGAUAGAGAGUUUUAUUUUCUAGUUUGUUCUGUGUUCCAUCAAUUUUAUUUUGGUAUAUAAAGAUCUAACCGUUUUUUUACGAGAUACACUUUCCUGAUAUUUUUCUUUUUGUUUAAUGAAGUAAUAUAUGUAAACUUUCCAUUUCCAGUUGUUUCUCACAAAUUAACUUUUUCCUAAAACAGUUUUUAUAUUUAGCAGUUACAAAGAUAUCCUUAUGACAUAAUUUAAAUUAUUUUCAAGUUUUUCCUAAUUAUAUUCUUAUAAAUAAUUACUUACUAACUGAUAUUAUAAAAAACUAAUUUUUUGUAGAACAAUUUUACUUUUUUUAUUGGAUCAGUUAAAUUAAUUGUAACUACAAGUGAAUGGAGUCUUGGAUUUUUAUCGGAUUAAACUGCAUAAAAUAUAUCGUAAGAAACUUGUAGUUACCUGUACAAUAAAAAUAAUUUAUAUGCAAUAUAAAUUUAAAUACUAAAUAUCUAUUUGCUUUCUAUCGCUAGCAUAAUAUGUAUGUAUAUAUCUACACACACACACACACACACACCACACAUGUACAUAUAUCACGGAAUUGAUUUCCUAAAUUAAAAAAUAUCACGUGUGAUUGUCGAAUACCAUAUCGAGUGCAUACACACAGACGCGCAUAUUCGAUAUGGUAUUUGAAAACCUCAUUUUUAAUAUGCAAUAUCUUUAAUUUAGAAAACGUACUCUAUGAAUACAGCAAAAUGUGCAAGAUAACUUGUCCAAAAGCAAAUCUAGUAAAUAAGAGCAAUUCUAUGAAAGUUAUUGCUACAGGUACAUUAAUUAUGUGCUAAUAUCAAUCAAUAGUUAAUACUUUGAGCACUUAAUAAAUUGCAUUACAUAAUGU